GAUGCAUUUUAAAGAGAAGGAAAGCUAGAAAAGGAAGAGGCGUUUUGUCUGGAUUUGAGAUUUGUGGAGUAUGAGUUGUUGUGGAAUUAAUAAAACACUAUUUUUCCUUUUUUUUUAAUAAUGGUAUUUGAUGGGUUUUCCUAGGCCUCCUCUUCCACAUAAAUCAUGCUUAGUAUUUAUUCCCUUUUUUCUUGAAAGUUUCGAUUUUUCCCUUCAGUUGAAUUUAUUGAUUUUAGAGGAUUCUGAAUUUGUGGAAAUUGAUCCAACUGGAAGAUAUGGGAGGUAUAAUGAGAUUCUUGGAAAAGGGUCUUCUAAGACAGUUUAUAGAGCUUUUGAUGAGUAUGAGGGGAUUGAAGUAGCCUGGAAUCAGGUGAAACUUUAUGACUUUCUGCAAAGUCCAGAAGAUCUUGAGAGAUUGUAUUGUGAAAUUCAUCUUCUCAAAACUCUAAAACACUCCAAUAUUAUGAAAUUCUACACCUCUUGGGUGGAUACUACAAAUAGGAACAUCAAUUUUGUGACAGAAAUGUUCACUUCUGGCACCCUCAGACAGUAUAGGCUGAAACACAAGAGGACAAAUAUUAGAGCAAUCAAAUACUGGUGUAGGCAGAUUUUGCAAGGGCUUCUCUAUCUCCACAACCAUGAUCCUCCUGUUAUUCACAGGGACCUCAAGUGUGACAACAUUUUCAUCAAUGGGAACCAAGGCGAGGUCAAGAUUGGUGAUCUUGGCCUCGCUGCGAUCCUCAGGAAAUCCCAUGCCGCACGUUGUGUUGGAACUCCCGAGUUCAUGGCUCCGGAGGUGUAUGAAGAGGAAUACAACGAAUUAGUUGAUAUUUAUUCAUUUGGAAUGUGCAUUUUGGAAAUGGUGACAUUUGAAUAUCCUUAUAGUGAAUGCACUCAUCCUGCUCAAAUUUAUAAGAAAGUGAUCUCGGGAAAGAAACCGGAUUCCCUGUACAAAGUUCAGGAUCCUGAGGUUCGUAGGUUUGUUGAGAAAUGCUUAGCGACAGUAACUGAUAGGAUGUCUGCUUGGGAUCUUCUCAACGAUCCGUUCCUUCAAAUUGAUGAUUGUGGUUACGAUUUGAGGGCAUUGCAGUAUCAACGGGACUGUGGUGAACUAGGCCCUCUUUUAAGACAGCCUCUCUUGAUCAGUGCUCAUCAUAGCACAACGAGUUCUUUAGUUAAUGGCUACUCAAAUUAUAUCUGUUACGAUCAAGAGCAUGACUUGGAUUCUAACUCGGUUGACUACGAAGCAACAAAGAUCAACUUAUUCAUGGGUCAAGACGAUGAUCAGUUGGAAAAUCUUGACAUUACCAUCAAUGGGAGAAAGAGUGAGGAUGAUGACAUAUUUCUUCGACUCAGAAUUGCUGAUAAAGAAGGUCGAGUGCGAAACAUUUACUUCCCUUUUGACAUUGAAACCGACACAGCACUGAGCGUUGCGACUGAAAUGGUUGCUGAGUUGGACAUAACGGACCAAGAUGUGACUAAGAUAGCGGAAAUGAUCGAUGGUGAGAUUGCUUCCUUGGUUCCUGAAUGGAAACCAGGAUUUGGCAUAGACGAGAGCCCUAUCAAGAGUGGUAGCGUCUGCCAAACCUGUGCUUUGGGUGACGCAGACUACUUGGGCAAGACUGUGCACGGAUGUGGAUCAGUCCAUGGUCGCUUUGAAGAGAUCACGUACCAAGUUGAAGGGUCGGAGCAACGUGUGACUGAUGGUGCUCACUACACAAACAUAUGGGUGCAGCAAGAGAACCACGAAGUGACUUCUUCAUCAUCUAAUGACAAUCAAUUUGAUCACUCCUCCAAGGAGAAGGAGACUGUCACAAGAAGUGCCGAUGAAAAGGCCUCCAACGAGCAAGUAUCACCUACAACGAGCAAUUCACCUCAACACGAUAACUAUGAGAAUGAGAUGAGGCAGGAGCUGAGAUGGUUCAAGGCCAGGUACAAAAAGCAGCUGAGGGAGCUCACUCAUAAACAGCUGGGGGUUGUGAGAGAUAGAUCACGAUCAUUCUCAAGCAUUGCUAACGGAGAAACAGAUGAAUUUGACAUCAAUUGUUCAUUAUCCAACGGGAAGCAUUUCACUCUAUUUCCUCUCACAGAUUCUGAUAGAAGCACCAGUGAUCCAAAGGUCUACAGCUACGAGUCCGCUUAUAAUUCUUGUAGUCCCUUGCAUUUGGUCACAGCCAAAAGCUUCUAUGCCAGUGGUUUGCUCCCGCAUUCACUCCACAGGGCUACCUCUCUGCCAGUCGAUGCCACCGAGCUCUAGAACAUGUGGCUGUUUCGACAAGGCUCUUGAGAGGCACACAUAGCUUGAGGUGAAAGUCAGUUGGAUUUGAAUUGAGUGAGUGGAUGUACAUUACUAACUGAUUCAUACAACAGAUAUAGCAAAAAUUGGUCCUCACAUUGUAAUUUCUCCAUUCCAAUACAAAUCGGUUCUCUUUUUUGAAA
This is a messenger RNA of Salvia hispanica, 2439 nucleotides long. The record is from RefSeq and is a predicted model, not a curated record. Lineage: Eukaryota; Viridiplantae; Streptophyta; Magnoliopsida; Lamiales; Lamiaceae.